UGUGCUGUUUUCUAGUUCUCUUCUGCGUCGGCUCGGAUUCAAAAUGUCCCAUCGUAAGUUCUCAGCUCCCAGGCAUGGAUCUUUGGGUUUUCUGCCUCGCAAGCGCAGCCGUCGCCACCGGGGCAAAGUGAAGAGCUUCCCGAAGGAUGACCCCAACAAGCCCAUCCAUCUCACUGCAUUUCUGGGGUAUAAGGCUGGCAUGACCCACAUUGUUCGUGAAGUUGACAGGCCUGGAUCCAAGGUGAACAAGAAAGAAGUUGUAGAGGCAGUUACUAUAGUGGAAACCCCUCCUAUGGUCAUUGUUGGUAUUGUGAGCUAUGUGGAAACUCCCCGGGGCCUUCGCACCUUCAAGACAAUCUUUGCUGAGCAUAUCAGUGAUGAGUGCAAGCGUCGCUUCUACAAGAACUGGCACAAGUCCAAGAAGAAGGCUUUUACCAAGUACUGCAAGAAGUGGCAGGAUGAUGAAGGCAAAAAGCAAUUGGAGAAGGACUUCAACAGCAUGAAAAAGUACUGCCAGGUUAUCAGGGUCAUAGCUCACACCCAGAUGCGCAUGCUUCCUCUGCGGCAAAAGAAGUCUCACCUGAUGGAGAUCCAGGUGAAUGGUGGCACUGUGGCUCAAAAAGUAGACUGGGCCCGGGAGAAGCUGGAGCAGCAAGUGCCAGUAGCAACCGUCUUUGGCCAAGAUGAAAUGAUAGAUGUCAUUGGUGUCACCAAGGGCAAGGGGUACAAAGGGGUUACCAGCCGAUGGCACACCAAAAAGCUGCCCCGCAAGACUCAUAGAGGUCUGCGCAAAGUGGCCUGCAUUGGAGCAUGGCACCCUGCUCGUGUGGCCUUCUCUGUAGCUCGAGCUGGUCAGAAGGGCUAUCAUCACCGCACAGAAAUCAAUAAGAAGAUCUACAAGAUCGGCCAGGGAUACCAAAUCAAGGAUGGCAAGUUGAUCAAAAAUAAUGCUUCAACAGAGUAUGAUCAGUCUGUCAAAAGCAUUAACCCUCUGGGCGGGUUUGUUCAUUAUGGUGAAGUGACCAAUGACUUUAUCAUGUUGAAAGGCUGUGUUGUUGGGACCAAGAAGAGAGUUCUCACUCUGCGCAAGUCCUUGCUUGUACAGACCAAGCGUCGGGCCCUGGAGAAGAUUGACUUGAAGUUUAUUGACACAACUUCCAAGUUUGGUCAUGGUCGCUUCCAGACAGCAGAGGAAAAGAAGGCUUUCAUGGGACCACUCAAGAAAGACCGUAUUGCCAAAGAAGAGGCAGCCUAGCAUGUGGCAAAUUGUGGCAAUCUGGCUUGUAGUCUCUAAUAAAAUUUCAGAUAUUUUCCAGAAACA
This is a messenger RNA of Gekko japonicus, 1321 nucleotides long. RefSeq names its product ribosomal protein L3 (gene RPL3). Lineage: Eukaryota; Metazoa; Chordata; Lepidosauria; Squamata; Gekkonidae. Gene Ontology annotation, cellular component: cytosolic large ribosomal subunit; ribosome. Gene Ontology annotation, biological process: ribosomal large subunit assembly; translation. The coding region runs from base 44 to 1255 and encodes 403 amino acids. The record is from RefSeq and is a predicted model, not a curated record. The transcript has 10 exons. Gene Ontology annotation, molecular function: structural constituent of ribosome; RNA binding.